Molecule: messenger RNA, 564 nt
Organism: Elgaria multicarinata webbii
Lineage: Eukaryota; Metazoa; Chordata; Lepidosauria; Squamata; Anguidae
Gene: CST7
Product: cystatin F
Exons: 4
Coding region: 34-471 (145 amino acids)
Biological process (GO): positive regulation of myelination; negative regulation of microglial cell activation; immune response
Cellular component (GO): lysosome; Golgi apparatus; endoplasmic reticulum
Molecular function (GO): cysteine-type endopeptidase inhibitor activity
Source: RefSeq, a predicted model, not a curated record
AGUGCUUUGCUCUUUUGCAGUAAAGUAGCCACAAUGUUCUUUGGAUGGAAAGUGACAAUUUUUUGCUCUCUGCUUCUAUGCGAUGUGGCCAGGACUUCAACUGGUACAAAUAGACAGUUGUCUGGUUCAGUUAUUAAACCUGGAUUUCCUAUCUCUGUCAAGACCAAUGACCCAGGGGUUCGGAAAGCUGCCAGAUUUGGUGUUUACAGAUACAACAACAGUUCAAAUGACAUAUUUCUAUUCAAAGAAUCUCACAUAAACAAAGCUACGUUACAGGUAGUUAAAGGACUGAAAUACAGACUUGAUGUUGAUAUCCGCCGGACAGUGUGCAGCAAAAGGAUGCAUCCCGACUUGGACAGAUGUGAUUUCCAGAGGAAUGAGACCUUGAGAAAAACAUUCAGAUGCUAUUUUGAAGUCUUGCUAAUGCCCUGGCUGCAGAGAAUCCAAGUUCCAGUCUCCCUCUGUUCAUGACCUCUCUUCAAGAAAAGUUAUGGGCUCAACAUGUUCGUGCUAUAUCAAUUGUUCAGUGACCAAUUGUCAAUAAAGACACUGGACUGUAAACCA